Molecule: messenger RNA, 2734 nt
Organism: Exophiala oligosperma
Lineage: Eukaryota; Fungi; Ascomycota; Eurotiomycetes; Chaetothyriales; Herpotrichiellaceae
Exons: 2
Coding region: 193-2436 (747 amino acids)
Biological process (GO): N-terminal peptidyl-methionine acetylation
Cellular component (GO): cytoplasm; NatA complex
Molecular function (GO): protein binding; protein-N-terminal amino-acid acetyltransferase activity
Source: RefSeq, a predicted model, not a curated record
AACCUCGACAUUGAAUUUGCGGCCGGGGAGGGAUUUACUGCAGGUGUGAUUGUCUGUAGAGUACUUCACUUCGUUCUGGACAUUCUUUAGCCUUCCGUUUGCCUUUUCGUUUUCUUGAUUGCUCCGGAGCCGCCAUCUGCGCAACAUUUCUUGCGAACAAAAGCGAGUCUCAGCCCGCCGCACUCAUCCAUCAUGGCACAAGCUCAACCCGUGUUGAGCAAUAAAGACAAUGCAUUAUUCAGACAGCUUGUCCGUCACUUCGAGAACAAGCAAUACAAAAAAGGUCUGAAAGCUGCCGAGCAGAUCCUCCGAAAGGCUCCCAAUCAUGCUGAUACGCAGGCCAUGAAGGCCCUGAUACUGGGGUCUCAAGGGCACAUCGAGGAAGCCUUUGCCCUCGCCAAGAUCGCCCUGAACAACAACAUGAAGUCCCAUGUCUGCUGGCACGUGUACGGUCUGUUGUACCGGCAAGAGAAGAACUUUGACGAGGCCAUCAAAGCAUACAAGUUCGCCCUGAGACUAGACCCAGACUCGGCACCGAUACAGAGAGACUUGGCCCAUCUUCAGAUACAGAUGCGGGAUUUUGAAGGGUAUAUUUCGAGUAGGAAAAAUAUGCUUCAACAGAAACCAGGUUUCAGGCAAAAUUGGACUGCUCUGGCAAUCGCACAUCAUCUCGCCGGAAACUACGAAGACGCCGAAAAUGUUCUCACCACGUACGAAGAAACGCUCAAGACAAAACCCAACCGGGCCGAUCUGGAGCAUUGGGAGGCGGUACUGUACAAGAAUUACAUCAUCGCGGAGUCCGGGGAGGUGGAAAAGGCGCUCGAUCACUUGGAAGCCGUUGGAAAGAAAAGUCCGGACGUACUAGGAGUGAUGGAGAUGCGAGCGGCUUACCUGGCACGUUUGGGGCGGAAGGGUGAAGCCGAGGCAGCCUAUGCCGCUUUACUGGACCGAAACCCAGACGACUCAAAUUACUAUGAUGGCUGGAUAGAAGUCAAAGGACUGAAAGAUGGCUCUGCUUCCGACAUCAAGAAGGCCUACGACGAAUUAGCGACGAAAUUCCCCAGAGCAGAUCUCCCUGUCCGAAGACCGUUGGAUGUCCUCUCUGGGGAAGAAUUCAAACAGGCCGCGGACUCGUACUUGCAGAGAAUGCUGCGGAGAGGUAUCCCGUCAACGUUUGCCAAUAUCAAGCAGCUGUAUACGAAUUCCUCCAAGCGAGACGUCAUACAAGAAUUGGUUGAAGGCUAUGCCGCAGGAAAGGCAGACUCACAGACGAACGGUGCAACGAACAGUGACAGUAAAGACCAGUCACGAUUCGAGUCUUCAGUACUAUACUUCCUCGCGCAGCAUUACAACUACAAGCUCAGCCGGAAUCUUGACAAGGCUUUGGAGUAUGCGGACAAAUGCAUCGAGUUGGACCCAAAAUCAGUCGAUUAUCAUUCCGUCAAAGCCAGGACUUACAAGCACAAAGGGGAUGUUGCCAAAGCGGCCGAUACCAUGGAUCAAGCACGAGCUCUGGACGAGAAGGAUCGAGCCAUCAACACCAAGUCGGCCAAGUACUUUUUACGGGCUGACCAAAAUGAAAAGGCACUGGAAAUCGCCAGCAAAUUCACACAGAACAGGACCGGCGGACCAUUAGGCGACCUCAUCGACAUGCAAGCCGUGUGGUACUUGACCGAAGACGGCCAAUCCUAUCUGCGGCAACGGAAACUCGGCCUGGCCCUCAAACGAUUCCACCAGGUGUUUGCGAUUUUUGAUGUCUGGCAAGAUGACCAGUUCGACUUCCACAAUUUCUCACUGAGAAAGGGCAUGAUUCGAGCGUACGUGGACAUGUUACGGUGGGAGGACCGACUGCGCGAGCACCCGUUUUAUUCGAACAUGGCCAUCAGCGCGGUCAAGGCAUAUCUUUUGUUGUCCGACAACCCCGACCUCGUGCACGGUCCCAUUAUGGACAUGAACGGUACCGGCAAGAGUGAAAUGAGCGCCGCGGACCGCAAGAAGGCACUCAAAAAGGCCAAGCGUGAGCAGGAGAAGAUGGAAAAGGCCGAGGCAGAAAAAAGGGCGGCCCUGAAGGCGUCCAAACCCUUACCGAAGAGUGAAGAUCCCGAUCCCAAAAAGGAGGACGUGGAUCCGUUUGGAAAGACUCUCGUCGAGACCAAGGAGCCACUGAAGGAUGCCAUGAAGUUUUUGGGGCCCUUGCUUGAAUACUCCCCACAACUCGUCGAGGCCCAGUGUGUGGGUUUCGAGGUGUACCUGCGGCGGGAAAAAUACCUCUUGGCCACGAAAUGUCUGUUGGCCAUCAACAAGCUCCGACCUGGCUUGGAUGUACUGUCCGAAUACAAGGCGCAGCUGAAGAAGGUCAUUUCGGAAAAGCAAGAAGGAUUGUCGGACAAGGUGGUCGACCUGAUCAAGUCUGAGGCUGGCGAGCUCUUGAAAUGAGCGUGGACGGCUGCAUACUCUCCGCGUAGAUAUCUUAGAUAUCUAACAUCGGAGUUUUUUUGCUCUUUUACUUUGGGUUGUGUCCGAAUGUGGCGUGACGAAACGAGACAUAUGUCAUCUUUAUCGAAAGACAGGAUGAUGUUUUUGUUUGUUCCAAUACCAUUUGUUAUGUCUUCUCAACAAAAAUUGACGGACAAUAAGUGGAUAUAAUUCAUGUAUGCCGUAUCUACCUAGAGGGAUAACAUUGACGGCCUACCAAAAAACAAGCAAACUAAAUUCAUGCAUCCAAGAUUCUCGG